This is a messenger RNA of Symphalangus syndactylus (siamang), 1692 nucleotides long. It is a transcript of the gene MMP24OS, whose product is annotated as MMP24 opposite strand. The record is from RefSeq and is a predicted model, not a curated record. NCBI's taxonomy places the organism in Eukaryota, Metazoa, Chordata, Mammalia, Primates, Hylobatidae.
UUCCGCUCCAACGGACGGAGGGUGAGGUCGGUGCGCGGUGGCGUCACGGCGCCAGCUCCUCCCGACGCCGAGGUGGUUUCCGGGAGACCCGCGGGUCUGGCUGCGAGAGACCAUGGGGGCUCAGCUAAGCGGUGGCCGCGGCGCCCCGGAGCCUGCGCAGCCCCAGCCCCAGCCCCAGCCUGCGGCGCCGGAGGGCCAGGAACAGCCCCGGCCUCCGCCCCAGCCCCAGCCCCAGCCCCAGCCCCAGCCCCAGCCUGAGCCCAGCCCGUGGGGGCCGUUGGACGAUGUGCGCUUCCUCAUCGCCUGCACUUCCUGGUACUGACGGCGUCCUCCGGAGGAUGUCGCCCGUCUGUCCGCCGUCCCCUGUGGUUCUUGCCUGCCUUGUCUCCUCUCCCCACGUCCCUGCAUCUCUCACACCCCCUCCCACCCGAGGCUUCCCAGAGAUAGCAGAGAAUUCGAAGAGGUCGCCAAGGACUGGAAAGAAGUCCCGGCAGGGCCGCCUUCGCAACCUACACCCCAGCCUGCUUCCCAGCCUGCACUCAGACCCAGCUCAGACCUUCGUGGCCACCCCAUCCCUUUCUCCGGCUGGCUGGGUCGGGGGCAUCCCUCUCUGUCGCUGGCUUCCAGAGGCAGGGCAGGCCUCCUGGUAAGCUUGCAAACCUGCUGACCACUUGACUUCGUCUGCCUUUUAUUAAUAUCUUCAUUGUUGAUAACCAUGAUCUUGACUAUGUAUCCCAGGUCAUGGCACCAGGGGCCUUGACUUUGGAGAAGCCCUUGCCACAGUGACCCUCCCCAUGCUCCUGAGGGGGCUGCUCCCCAUCCUGGAUCCUAAGGAGGCAUCAUCAGGCUGUGUUCCUGGAACUCCAAUAACCCUGGGCCCCCAGGGCCAGCCUGUUGUAGAGGGAGGAUAUCUGACUGCCGGUCUGGCAGACGAGAUGCUUGGGCAGCUCCCAGACACCCCAAAGGAUCCAGUUCUCCUCCCAGAGCGUCUUAAGUUUACUCUUGGAACCUGAUCUUUGUUCCCUCAUCCCAGGGAAAUGACACACUGUGUAUUUCUGUUUUAUUUAGAAAUGAUUUAAAAAACAUUAUACAAAGGCUGAUCAGUUUAAAAUGUGACUGACACUGAAAUGCUGUGAUGUCCCCCAGGCUGAGGGGAAGCUAGGCUCUGGGGCCCCCAGUGCUUUGCCCCUCUGUCUGCCCUGUCCUGGGGUGAUGGACAAACAGAUGACCACAGGCAGGAGAAUCUGAGAUUGGAAGCCUCUAGGCUGAGCCCUCUGGGCCUGGCCCCACAUCCCUCACCUCUGCAGCCUGGGCUGCCUGCCUCCAUCUCCUGUUCAUUCUCAGCUGGCCUGCCAGGAGCCAACGGGGAGCCUGGCGGGAGGCGGGGGUGCCUAGAGCUUUCAAGAAGUGAGAGCACCAACCUGAGGAGUGGACAGGGACCAGGAAGUGGGGGAAGGGAGGCCAGGAAGAGGUGGAUACAGGAGAUACUUCUCAUCUCAUCUCAGACCCUAGAAGGGUCCACAGAUGGGGACACAAGACCCAGCCAGCCCACUGGAUGGCCCGGGCAAGUAACAACCUCUCUGUGCUUCAUCUGAGGGCAUGGUGAGAGUUACGUCGGCCUCCCAGGGCCUAACACGAGUUUCAUGUGAGUGGACAGGUGUGAGCUAAUAAAGUGCUUUGCAAAGUAUAAAA